AUGAUACGGUUUGUAUUGGUGCAGAAUAGGCAAGGGAAGACGCGUCUUUCUAAGUGGUAUGUACCGUACAAUGCAGCUCAGAAAAAUAAGGUAGAGAGGGAGAUACACCGGGCUGUGGUAUCUAGGGAUAAGCGGUCUACCAACUUCCUAGAGUAUCGUAAUUAUAAAGUCAUCUAUCGUCGGUAUGCUGGCCUAUUCUUCAGUUUCUGUGUGGAUGUCAAUGAUAAUGAGAUGUGUGUAUUAGAGCUCAUACACCUACUCGUUGAGGUAUUAGACGGCUACUUUGGUAAUGUAUGCGAGCUAGAUUUGGUGUUUCAUUUUGAUAAGGUGUAUCACAUAAUGGAUGACCUAUUACUUUAUGGUGAGAUAGAGGAUACUAGCUCUGCAGUGAUACUCGACAAGCUUCGGCAGUCCGAUAAGCUGGAUUGA
Messenger RNA from Perkinsus marinus ATCC 50983, 429 nucleotides. Its product is annotated as AP-2 complex subunit sigma, putative. Gene Ontology annotation, biological process: clathrin-dependent endocytosis; protein transport. The transcript is spliced from 5 exons. Lineage: Eukaryota; Perkinsozoa; Perkinsida; Perkinsidae. The record is from RefSeq and is a predicted model, not a curated record. Gene Ontology annotation, cellular component: AP-2 adaptor complex; intracellular membrane-bounded organelle. Gene Ontology annotation, molecular function: clathrin-cargo adaptor activity. Bases 1 to 429 code for a protein of 142 amino acids.